This is a messenger RNA of Grosmannia clavigera kw1407, 1212 nucleotides long. Its product is annotated as cation efflux family protein. The transcript is spliced from 3 exons. The record is from RefSeq and is a predicted model, not a curated record. Gene Ontology annotation, biological process: transmembrane transport; zinc ion transport; intracellular zinc ion homeostasis. NCBI's taxonomy places the organism in Eukaryota, Fungi, Ascomycota, Sordariomycetes, Ophiostomatales, Ophiostomataceae. Gene Ontology annotation, cellular component: membrane; Golgi apparatus. Gene Ontology annotation, molecular function: zinc ion transmembrane transporter activity. Bases 1 to 1212 code for a protein of 403 amino acids.
AUGUACUCGCCGCCGGCAACAUCGACGACGAUGUUUGGCCCGCCGAGUACCGGAGCCCAGUCCCCCGUAACGGGCUUCGUGCUGCAGCGUACGGUAGAGAUGCCGAUACUGCAUGCCAUCAUGAAGGAGCAAGACUCUCGGAGAAUAUUCUACUUCAUGUGUCUCAACUUUUCCUUUAUGCUUGUCCAGGCAUUCUACGGCUACGUCACCGACUCACUCGGCUUGUUGAGCGAUAGUAUACAUAUGUUCUUCGACUGCGUGGCCCUCGGGGUGGGCCUGUUUGCAGCGGUGGCCAGCAAGUGGCAGCCAAACGAACGAUUCCCGUACGGGUUCGGCAAGAUCGAAACGCUUAGCGGGUUUGCCAAUGGCAUAUUUUUGAUCCUUAUCAGCGUCGAGAUCAUGGUCGAGGCGUUUGAGCGAAUCCUCGGCGGUCGGGAAACACAAAGGCUCAUGGAGCUAUUUAUCGUCAGCACACUGGGCCUAUUGGUGAAUCUGGUCGGCAUGUCCGCAUUUGGACAUCACCACCACCACGGCGAAGGCCACGAGUGUCCGUCGCACAGCCAAACGCACGACCACAAUCACGAUCACGAUCACGAUCACGACCAUGGCCAUGGACAUGACCAUGAGCACAAUCAUGGCCACAAUCAUGGCCAUGAUCACAGCCACGGCCACGACCACGGCAACGAGAACAUGUACGGCAUCUACCUCCAUGUUCUUGCGGACACGCUCGGCAGCGGUGCGGUGAUCGUAUCGACGGCGCUGACGCACUUUUGGGGGUGGGCUGGCUGGGAUCCGCUGGCAUCGUUUCUCAUCGCAGUGCUCAUCAUGGGCUCGGCAGUGCCUCUAGUCUCAUCGUCGGCGCGGCGGCUGUUGCUGACAGUGCCGGCGGCGCUGGAGUACUCGCUGCAAGGGAUAUUGGCGGAUGUGGCUGGCCUGCCAGGGGUGUCGAGCUACGCGGCGCCACGAUUCUGGGUUGACGACCGAGCCGGAUCGCAAUCACGGCUGCUGGGCAUGAUGCACGUGGUGGCCAGCCGGGGCACCGACGUGAGCGAUGUGCGCGAUCGGGUGCGCAGCUUUUUGCUGGACAAGGGUAUCGACGUGGUGCUGCAGGUCGAGCGGGAGGACGACGGAAUGUGUUGGUGCACCUCUGGGCGCGCGCCGGGAGUGUCAGGGGUUCCGGGACACGGGGCCAAGCCGAGCCUCGCCUUUUGA